AUGGUCCAUCGAGAAUCUGAUGAGAGGAACGUAUUCGACUACGGUUCGGUUUCUGACGUAGAUGUAGACGUAGACGAAGACGUAGAUGGCGAAGAUGAUUUCAUGGAAUGUGAAACAGUUGAGAUUGAACGUAAUCGAGGAUGCGAUAACAGUAAAAUGGUCAUUCCCACAUCCGAUGCAGGACCCAAAAAAUACUUCUGCAAGUAUUGCAAAGAGCGGACUCUAAAGUUGGAGCGCCACCUGCGAACUCAUCACAGCAACGAACCAGACGUAAAGAAAUACUUGGCUUUUCCUCCUCGCUCAGCUUCUCGUCGAAAGAUCAUACUCAAAAUACUAAAACAAGGAGAGUUUAAAUGGAACAAUGACGAAAAGCUAAAUGGUGGUGAAUAUGCUGUCAGACGGCGGCAGAAUAAAAAAUUUAAGAAGAAUCCUUGGGACAUGAUAACGUGUAUUGGAUGCUUGGGAGCGUACAGUAAGUCAUAUUUGAGACGCCACUGGAACAAAGAAUGUGCGAAAAAUCGAUUGAUUGGCGAGCGUGGCUUACAUCAGCUCGGUAGAGCUGUUGAAGGAAGAGUGCAUUCCAAUGCGUCUGACGAUUUAGUGGAUGUAUUUUCAAGCUUCACAGAAAACGAGAAUAUUCGAUACAUAAGACACGACUGGCUAGUGGUUUGCUAUGGAAAUGAUCUUUGCUUGAAUCAUUCUCCGCAUUACCAGCAAGGGUAUAUCCGUGGCAAGUUGACGGCCGCUGGAAAAGUCCUGCGUGCAUCCAAAUCGAUUUCGACGGAACUGACGGACAUGUCAUCUCUUUUUCACGUAAAACAUUGCAACACAGUGGUUGAGGCCAUUCGCAGCAUGGGAAAGUUCGAUCACAAGACAAAGAAAUUUGGAAGUCCAGCAACCGCUUCGACUACAGUAACGCUAAUCAAUGCAAUGGGUGAAUUACUUGUCAUCGAAACCAUGAAAUCGGACGACCCAGAAAAGGAGAGAGAUGUCGAACGUUUCUUGAAAGUGUUCAAGAAGGACGUAAAAACCAAAAUCAACAAACUAGUCGCUGUUACGAGACUAGAGAACAGACGUCACAAGAAGGAAAACAUUCCAACGACAGCUGAUGUAAACAAACUGGCAAAAUAUGUUGAUUCGGAACGAGAAGCUUGUUACUCACAAUUGCUUGAACAUUAUUCGUAUGGUGUUUGGUUGAAAUUGUGCCAGAUGACCAUGGUGUCAAUUUUAAUUUACAAUCGACGAAGAGCCGGAGAGAUGCAGAACCUCCUUAUGGAGGAUUUCGAACAGCGAGAGAUGGUUGCAGAUCAGUGCGAUAUGUUAUUAGCUGUUAUACCGGAGGAAGCGAAACGAAAGAUCAAAAGCCGUGUGACUGUCAGAAAUAAAUUAGGAAAAAAACUGGUUCCAGUCUUGUUGAAACAUCACUGGGACGAUUGUUUGCAGCUUAUUAUUCGUCAUCGUGAAGAAGCCGGUAUACCAGAAAACAACGAAUAUUUGUUCCCACUACCUACGCAGUUAGUUAGUUACAAGUCACCGGCAGUUAGUUACAAGUCACCGGCAGUUAGUUACAAGUCACCGGCAGUUAAUUACAAGUCAUCGGCAGUUAGUUACAAGUCACCUGCAGUUAAUUACAAGUCACCGGCGUCACCGGCAGUGAGUUACAAGUCACCGGCAGUUAAUUACAAAUCACCGGCAGUUAAUUACAAAUCACCGGCAGUUAGUUACAAGUCACCGGCAGUUAAUUACAAGUCUUCGGCAGUGAGUUACAAGUCAUCGGCGAUGAAUUACAAGUCACCGGCAAUUAAUUACAAGUCAUCGGCGAUGAGUUACUAG
Messenger RNA from Bradysia coprophila, 1833 nucleotides. RefSeq lists its product as uncharacterized. The record is from RefSeq and is a predicted model, not a curated record. NCBI's taxonomy places the organism in Eukaryota, Metazoa, Arthropoda, Insecta, Diptera, Sciaridae.